Messenger RNA from Gallus gallus (chicken), 2436 nucleotides. RefSeq names its product translation initiation factor IF-2-like. Bases 1159 to 2280 code for a protein of 373 amino acids. The transcript is spliced from 10 exons. The record is from RefSeq and is a predicted model, not a curated record. Gene Ontology annotation, cellular component: myosin complex. Lineage: Eukaryota; Metazoa; Chordata; Aves; Galliformes; Phasianidae.
ACCUGUGUUGAUCCUCAUUGACCCGUGUUGGUGCCGAACCAUUUCGACCCAUGUUUGUUAACCCACCAUCCAGACACAUCGGUCCCUAUUCGAUCUGUGUUACGGUUGAUCCCUACUGCUCUGCUUUCACCAGCGUUGCUCUUUAUUAACCCAUGCUAACCUGUGAUAACCCACGUAGGUCCAUGUUGACCUACAUCCACCAGUGCUGGCCCAUGCUGAUGCCUGCAGUUGAUCUCUGUUGAUCUUCUUUCACCACUGUGGCUCUUUAUGGACCCUUAUCAAUCUACGUUGGCCCGUGUUGACCCCCGUCACUCUGCUGCUCCAUUUGCCCCGUGUUGACUACUGCCAAUCCGUGCUGGCCCACGUCGACCCAUGUUGAUCCCCCGUUGACCCACGAUGACCUGUGUUGCUCUUUACUGACCCAUAUUGAUCUGUGUUGAGCCAUGUUGAUCCGUGCUGACCUAUGUCAACCCCCUUUUCACCCAUACUGACCCAAAUGACCAAAGAGGUACCCCAUGGGGAUGCCUUGUUCCUCCACGAAGAUGCGUGGGUGCUCCAAGGGGAUUCUUGAGUGCUCCAAGGAGGUGUCUGGGGAGCCCUUGGGUGAUGCUAGGGUGCCCCAGAAACACGCUGGGUGAUCCGAGGAGAUGCUUAUGUACCCAUGGAGAUGCUUGGUUCCACGAAGAGAUUCUUGGGUGCUCCAGGGCGGUUCUCAGGUGCCCUUGGCGAUCUUUCUGUCCCUGUUCUAUGCUUGGGUGCCCACUUCUAUGCUUGGAUGCCCCAGAAAGAUGCUUUGGGUGCUCCAGGGAGGUGCCCGCAUCCCUGGGGCGAGGGCUGGCCCUGAUGCCACCCGGGGUAGAACAGACGUCCCUGUCCACCUGUGUCCCCUGGGGGGUGGGCGGGCACUGGGUAGAGCCUGGGGGGGGACCAAGGGGAGGUGGGAGGUUCCUUGUGUCCUCCUAUGCUCGCGGCGUGGGUGGCACCGGCAGUGCCACACUUGGCGCUGCUGCGGGGACGUGACAGAGUGAGGAGAUAUCAGGGUGGUAUCUGUCAACCCCCCCCCCUCACCCCUAAGGACUCCUAUGGGGGGGGGGCAGGGUGCUAUUAUUGUAGUGUCUCCCCAGAUUCCGUAUUGUUGAACCCCCACCAGUUUGGGUCAUGAUGGAUGAGGGACCGCUCAAGCUGGCACAGGCCAAGCGCCGGCGGGACCUGGAGGCGGAGCUUCGUGACCUCAGCAACCAGGUGGCGGCGCUGGGGCGGAGCCUGGCGCACGAAAGGGGGCGGAGCCUGGCAGAGGGCGGGGCCUUGAGGGCCCUCGAGAUCGCGGUGGGCGGAGCCAAAGCUCGAGUGGGCGGAGCCUUCCGAGCCCGGGAUCGAGCGUGGGAGCGGCUGCGGCAGCAGCAGGAGGCGGGGCGCGGGUUGUGGGCGGAGCUGGAGGCGGCGCGAGCGGCCCGGGAAGGGGCGGAGCUCCGGGCUCAGGAGGCGGAGUCUCAGUGCCGGGAGAAGGAGGCAGAGCUGCAGCGCCUGCGGCAGGCAGUGGCAGCAGCCCAGCGUGCCCGGCGGCGGGCGGAGCAGGAGCGGGAUGACGUCACCGCCCACGUGCCCCGCCCACCCUCACCCACAUGCAGGGGGGACCACGACCCUGCGGGGCUGCAGGCGGCGCUGUUGGAACUGCGGGCGCACAACAGGGAGCUGCGGCAGCGCCUGCAGCAACGGCACGAGGAGGCCCAGGAGCUGCAGCGGGCGCUGAUGGGCGCCCAGGCGAGGAGCAGAGCAGCGGCGGAGGGACGGGCAGAGCUGGAAAGGGAGCAGAGGGGUCUGCAGGGGAGGCUGAGGGACCCCGGGGUGACCCCACACCCGGCCGAGGCCGCCCUGACCGCCCGCUGCCUCCACCUGCAGGAGCUGCUGCAGCGCGAGGCGGGGGUGGUCCCGGGGUGGUCUGUGUGCUGCUGGACGUCACGGGGCCCCCCCGUGGGCGCUGCAGGGCGCGGGCGGCGCUGUCGCGGGCAUCGCGGGCUGCGGGACGGCGGCUGCGGGUGCUGCUGGGGGAGGUGGAGGAGCAGCGGCUGCGCGGGGAGCGCUACCGCCUGCAGGCCGAGGCCGCCGAGGCAGCCGUGCGUUCCGUACGGGAUCAGCUGUCGGCGGUGGCGGCGGGGGCGGUUCGUGCCCAGGCUGAGGGUCAGCGCCUGCGCCGGGCGCUGGAGGACAUCGGGGACGGCACCGCCGCCACCGUUUGCCACGUGGCCGCCCUGCGGGUCCGCCUCAGGUGUGACCCACUGACGCUGUCCCGCACGGUGCGCCGGAUGCUGCGUGGGGACGAUGGGGACAGUGACAGCGACAGCGACAGCCCGGGGGGGCGCAGCAGUGGGGCUGAGGAGCAGCCCUGAAAGGGAACCCCCCGGGGGGACGGCUUCAAUGGGGGGCUUAAAGGGGGCG